AGUCCGAUUAUUUCCUCCUCGCGCUCAGCCAUGGAAGCCURCAAGAUAUCAGCCAUUUCCCUCUAUUUCCUCUUCGCCCUCUUCACCUUCUCAGAAUGUUCUACAUCCAUCGUUCAUCAGCUUCAGCCUCAUCCUCUGGAAUCCUUCAAAAUCAACAAUACCCAGAAUGCUGGGAGCUGUUCGUUCACAGUCACAAUAAAAACAAGCUGCUCAUCGCCUGUCUACACACGAGACAGGAUCAGUAUUUCGUUUGGGGAUGCAUAUGGCAAUCAGGUAUACCUACCAAGGAUCGAUGAUCCGUCUUCAAGGGCAUUCGAGCGUUGCUCUACGGACAGGUUUGACAUAAAGGGACCAUGCACAUACCAGAUAUGCUACGUAUACCUCUACAGGAGCGGAUACGAUGGAUGGACAGUGGAUAAAGUAACCAUCUCGGGUUAUAAUACGAGAACAGUUACGUUUAACUACAACUCAAGGAUCCCUAAUGAUAUUUGGUUCGGGUUUAACGUAUGCUCUCCGUAUCAAGCUGUGGAAUCCACUGCAGCAGUGUAGAAAGGAUUGAGGUGCAAAUUUUCAAACUUUUAUGAGAGCUAUGAAUAAAGUACUUUUAUGGGUGAGAUGUGUUCUACUGGGAACUAUCUACCCGUCUAUCCGAGUAAAACAAUAUAAAUUACAUAUUUUGCUUGUAGCAAACUGUGGAAUGUAGUUUUCUGUGGAUCUUGUUGUACUUUGUUAUCCCUUUUUUUCUUCUUCUUGUUUUUCCUUUUUAAUUUAUGCUAUUGCUGCUGUUGAGUUUGAAAAUUCUUGUAUAUUACAAGGAUGAUUAACUCGAGUUUUUUAAGUAAUGCCGGUAA
Messenger RNA from Momordica charantia (bitter melon), 851 nucleotides. RefSeq names its product embryo-specific protein ATS3B. Gene Ontology annotation, molecular function: protein binding. The record is from RefSeq and is a predicted model, not a curated record. Lineage: Eukaryota; Viridiplantae; Streptophyta; Magnoliopsida; Cucurbitales; Cucurbitaceae.